This is a messenger RNA of Scophthalmus maximus (turbot), 2919 nucleotides long. RefSeq lists its product as uncharacterized. The transcript is spliced from 7 exons. NCBI's taxonomy places the organism in Eukaryota, Metazoa, Chordata, Actinopteri, Pleuronectiformes, Scophthalmidae. The record is from RefSeq and is a predicted model, not a curated record. The coding region runs from base 499 to 2586 and encodes 695 amino acids.
UCCAAUUGGGAUACCCUGACCUCAGCUCUAAGAUAUUUGAAGUGUACGUCCCACUUCAAAUACCUAAGAGCUGGGAUCCGGGUAUUCCAAGUGGACGACGGCAAAUCAUAGCUGCCUGCAAACACUUGGUGACAGUACGGGACCUCAAAAGCAAUUGGGAGAUAUGCCCUAUGUCCGCCCAGGUCCAAUCACAGACAUCGGAGCAAGUGGAUUUUCCACUAUAUGCAGCUUUAAGACGGGAAAAAAAAAAAAUCAUCUUUGCGAUGGAAUGGGCCACUCAUGUGAAAAUGUAACCAUGUCAUCCUCUCCUCAUACAAAACACAUGGUGUAAAUAUCAAAAGAAUCGUAGCAAGUGAAUUCUCUGUCCGCGUUGUUCUCGCUCGAUAAUUGGUUGUACACUCUGAUUGGCUGGCCUGUUGAAGUAUUCCUGUAACAGUAGUUUAGCAGACACCCUGCAUGCAGCUGACCUGCACUGUGAUUGGUCGAGGCUCUUAGAACAUGAGGGCUGAAGCCCCUUUAAAAACCCGGAGGAGCAAGCCAAGGACAGGGACUGGCAAAAGAAAGAGACGAAAAAUGCAUUGCUGUCCCUUAUGCCAACGCUAUUUCAGCGCCCUGAAUAAGCAUAUGAAAAAUAUGCACCUGAUCCGGAAUUCGGUAGAGAGGCGGCUACUGCUCAACAUGGCAUCCGGCAGGGUAAACAUCCGCGCUGCACCCUGCCCUGUUCCAGGGUGCCAGUACCAGCUCUCCAGGUUAGACAGGCACAUACACCAGUCACACACCGAGCUCAGCAUUGCCGAAAGGGCGGCAAAGAUGAAUCAGGCCAGGAGAAUCCGCACCAUGGAACUUUUGGCCGAGCUCAGGGCUACGGAUCCGACCCCGGCGAUGGAGUCCACGUUGGACCUUUACCCAGGUGUGCCAGAGGAGGACAUUGAUGUCACUCCACCUUCCCCCGUGGCUGAAUGCGGUUCGUCCGAGUGCCGGUGCAUUCGCCAUGAGUAUGAGUGGGAGCUGGAAAGAGUCAAGGCCGAGAGGGACGAGUUCUGCCGCGAGGUCCGACUUCUCCGCAGGAAGCUGCAAAAGCAGCAGCUGGAACGUGUGACGGAGGGAGGCCGGUCCUCUGCCGCGUCGGAGGAGGUGGGCCCGUCCUCGGCCGCGUCGGAGGAGGCGGGCCCGUCCUCGGCCGCGUCGGAGGAGGCGGGCCCGUCCUCCUUCCGGCAGCGGCAGGGGGAACCUCAUGAGGCAGACAAGCCUCCCGCCGUCGAUGGAGGAAUACCUGCAGACGUACAGGGCGAGGGCCUAGACCCGACACCAAAAAUGUCGGAAAAUGCCAUCUCCAAGGUCAGCAGGGUGAAGACGUUUAUCAUGUACAUGGCCAACAACCGGAGCCGGUUGUCCGACUGGCUGUUUUUGGACAACAUGUCCAGGAUCCGUGGCUUGGCCCGAAGUGUGGUGGAGGGCGGGAUGAAAAUAACAACGGCCAAGUUCUAUUUGCAGAACACGCUGCACUUUAUCAAAUUUAUGACCGGGAUCCCGCCCAAGACCUGCCGCCUCACUCGGGUGCAGUUCACCUCCGUCGAGAGGGAACUGAAGAUGGGGGUGAGGUCGCUGCAGCGCAGGGUGGUUGUCCACCAAAUGUCCACAAAGAGGCUCAAAAUAAGCAAGCUGCCGUCCCGCCAGGCCCUGAGGGGUUGCCUCUCUGCUGCUGCCGCCGCCAUCCCACAGCUGCUGGGCAAACUCGAGGCGGAGUUCGAUAACACCAGCCGUUUCCUCUGCUACGGCUACCAGUGCGCCUACUGGAGCUGCCUGUUCGGGCACAGGCCGGGGGUCUAUGCAAACAUGACGGACAACGAGGUGGAGGAGGCAAAGACCCUCGGCCAGGAUCGGGGCUGCCUGCUCCACAUCAAGGAACACAAGACGAACAGGACAUUUGGGGAGGCCCAGAUGUUCCUGAACCCCGCAGAGUUCGCCUGGCUGGAGAGAUGGAUGGCCAUAAAAAGAAGCCUCCCCGAUGCCAACAAAUUUGUGCUGUACACUAAGGGCAAGGGGCCGUCAAAAAAUCUAAACGCCAACCUGCAGUCGGCCUGGAAGGACAUGGGGUUAGCGGGGGUGAUCAAUUUCACCCUCAUAAGGACGGCCGUGGCAACUUAUGCAAAAAAGUCCCAAGAUCCUAAAAGCAGGAAAAAAGUCGCCGACUUUAUGUGUCACGACACCAGGAUGGCAGACAAGUUUUACGUGGCCAACCCUGACCACUGUGAGGCAGAGGAGGUCAGGGCCCUGGUCAGUGAGAGCCUCCUCGUCGGAGGGGGAGGAGAUGACGAGAUGCUGCAGCAGCAGCAGCAGCAGCAGGAGGAGGAGGAGAUGGAAGUCGGGGGCGGCGGCGGUGGCGAGGGCGGCAGCGGCAGCAGCAGCAGCGGCGAAGAGGACGAGGCGGCCCCCUCAUCUUCGUCAGCCAACCCACCGCCACAGGAGGUCGAGGAGGAGGGAACACCCAUCCAGUCUAUCCCAGAAAAGAAGACAACCAAGGAGCAGAGUAAGCAAAGGAUGAGGGUGAGGAGGCUCCGAUUCCCCCCCAAAAAAUUCAACUAAUUCUUUUCAUAUUAUGUGUUAAAUUUCUUAUUAUAUUGUGUUUUAUAGCUUUUAUUGUGUGGUGUUUUGAUUGUUUUAACGUGUGCUGUGUUUUUAGCUCUUAGAGAUUGAUUUGUGUGGUGUUUUGAUUGUUUUAACGUGUGUGCUGUGUUUUUAGCUCUUAGAGAUUGAUUUGUGUGGUGUUUUGAUUGUUUUAACGUGUGCUGUGUUUAGCUCUUAGAGAUUAUUUUGUGUGGUGUUUUGAUUGUUUUAACGUGUGCUGUGUUUUUAGCUCUUAGAGAUUGUUUUGUGUGGUGUUUUGAUUAAUCUGAUGUUUUUGGUGAAAUAAAUGGU